AUCCAAGCCGCAGUGCCUCUUCGAUAGCAACAACCACAUCUCACAACAAUGGAUAACAUUAUGAACCUCGCCAAACAGGGCUAUCAGGCCUACUCUGAGUCUCAGUCGAACAAUGUGAACAAGACUGGUGGCCAGGAGUACAAUUCGCCACACCACUCGAACCAGGGCCAGGGCGGGUACAAUGAUGGCCCCGACAUCGACCAUGACGAGGCCGUUCGCACCGCGACAUCUCAGGGGUCGGGUGAUAGCUCACUAUUCUCCUCGGCGAUGAGCUUCUUGAGCAACAACAAGACCGAGCACCAGCAGCCGGUUGAUGAGCAGGGUGUCCAAGAUGCUCAUCGAAAGGUAUACCAGGAAGGCGAUGGCAGUGGUAUGGAUGCCUCUGCUCUUGGCGGUGCAGCUGCUCUGCAAGCGCUGAAAAGUUUCACCUCGAGUGGUGGAUCCAGUAGCGGAGGUGGCAACAUGCAAACGAAGCUGAUCAGCAUGGCUAUGGCGGAAGCCACCCAGCUGUUCGAUAGUAAAGGCGCCGUGUCUGGCAACAAGCAGGAUGCAGUGAACAGUGCGGCUAUGACUGUCAUGAAGCUCUUGGUGCAAUCCAAGUUCUCUGGCACGACUGGCGGAGGCAACAGCGGUGGUUUGGGUAGCUUGAUGGGUCUGGCUUCGAAGUUUAUGUGAUAGAGCAUGACGGACGACCUCAUGGAAUAUAAGCAGAAGAGAUCAGAGAGAAUACUGCCGUUCGUGCAGUAUGCCAGCGAGAAGUCAAGGUGUAGUGCUCUGUACAUUGUAGCGCAGCGAUGGCGCGGUCCGAUGUAAAUCGAAUCAUUGAACGUAUGUUCGAGGUCAAAUGAGACUUGAGACGUUCGCUAA
Molecule: messenger RNA, 867 nt
Organism: Gloeophyllum trabeum ATCC 11539
Lineage: Eukaryota; Fungi; Basidiomycota; Agaricomycetes; Gloeophyllales; Gloeophyllaceae
Exons: 7
Coding region: 49-675 (208 amino acids)
Source: RefSeq, a predicted model, not a curated record